This is a messenger RNA of Astrephomene gubernaculifera, 1336 nucleotides long. NCBI's taxonomy places the organism in Eukaryota, Viridiplantae, Chlorophyta, Chlorophyceae, Chlamydomonadales, Astrephomenaceae. The record is from the annotation of a GenBank genome assembly.
UGUAAAUUCCUUUCGGCGGUUGACAAUCAUAGCGCUGCUUUCUGUAGGAGCCAUCUUACGCCAACCUGCCUUCAGCCAAUUACAGCGCGUAUCUGUCUAGUAACUCAUCAGUGCGCUAAUUACUGCGCUUAGGCAUAGCGUACUGUGACCAGCGCUGAAGCUUGCUCUGCCCUUCGCCUAGAGUAACGUGCCUUUUGUUGGUGAUUGGGCAGUCACCCUCUCAUAAAGAUGGCCCACAAUCAGCAAGGACAGCCUAUGGUGGACCAUAAGCGUGAGCCUUGUCCAGACCGCAUCCUAAAUGACAUUGGUGGAGCGUUCGCGAUGGGUGCCGUGGGCGGCGGCAUCUGGCACCUUGUCAAGGGGAUUAAGCAAAGCCCCUCCGGUUACCGCAUCCGAGGAGGGUUAGAGACCGUCCGUCGAGAGGCUCCCCGCCUUGGCGGCAGCUUCGCCAACUGGGGUCUCAGCUUCGCACUCUUCGAUUGCGGUCUCCAAUAUGUGCGCAAGAAGGAAGAUCCCUGGAACGCCAUCGGUGCAGGUGCGCUGACCGGUGGCUUCCUGCAGCUGCGCUUCGGGCUCGGCGCGGCGGCCAAGAGCGCCGCAUUCGGGGGCUUCCUACUGGCGCUCAUAGAGGGUCUGGGAGUGGCGCUCACGAAGCUCACCUCGCCGCCGCCGCCCGGCAUGCCUGCAAUGGCCGGGAUGCCGGGCGGACCGGGAGCGGGACCCAUGGGUCCAGGCGGCCCCAUGGGCCCAGGCAUGCCACCCCCAGGAGGCAUGCCGGGCAUGCCCUCUCCGGACAUGGGUGGCGAGGCGGCUGGUUCCAGCGGCGGCUUCUUCUCGUCGUUGUUUGGCGGCAGCAGCAGCUCCCCGGCGCCUGCCCCCACACAACAGGUCACGGACCUGUCCGAGGACCCCUUCCUGCCGCCCCCCAUGCCCAAGGAGUUUGUGAUGCAGGCGGACGGAGGGGACGGGGCCUUCAAGAGCACCGAUUCAUUCAAGCACAACUAACUGGGAACAACAGCGGAAAGCAGCUCUGCUAGCAGACGCAGGCGCCGACUAACAACUCUUGACCAAGCAACAACUGACUUUGUGUAGCGGUGGUGGUCAGUUCUUUACUUACUCUCCUCGAUAGCCUGAUGCUUUGGAUGGUGCCGUGUGUGCUUUCGUAAGCGGGCGACAGCAGAAGGAUAUGGGUAAAAUUAGGGGAACGUAAGGGCGGUUGUGUUUGUGUGCCUUGUAUGGAGUGGAGGCCUGGAGGCGCGGGUAAAAGGGGGUGUUGGAAAGGCAUGCAUGGGUGUUCAGAAGAAGAAACACACUAGUUCUUCUCUGUACCCAAGGU